Molecule: messenger RNA, 1900 nt
Organism: Cucumis sativus (cucumber)
Lineage: Eukaryota; Viridiplantae; Streptophyta; Magnoliopsida; Cucurbitales; Cucurbitaceae
Product: cytochrome P450 CYP82D47
Exons: 2
Coding region: 231-1787 (518 amino acids)
Biological process (GO): defense response to other organism
Molecular function (GO): oxidoreductase activity, acting on paired donors, with incorporation or reduction of molecular oxygen; iron ion binding; heme binding
Source: RefSeq, a predicted model, not a curated record
GCUCAUUUGAGUAGAGACUCUCGUUUGACACAAGCAUUUAAGAUUUUAAGGAUAUGGUUCCAUACCAAUUUGUUAUAUGCACUGUCAUGAUUCUCUUAUUUACUCAAUUCAUAUGAGACUUUUGACAGUAUUUCCAACAAAAAUAUCUUCGACUUAAUUGUGUCUUGGGUUCAAAGAGCCUUCUUAUAGCGCUGAACACUUCAAAAACUCUUGAACGAGCAGCACGUGAGAUGGAAUAUCUCAACACCCUCUUCGGAAUAAUCUUUCCUCUUCUCAUCUUUUUCUAUCUUCUCUUCACUUGUUCCCGGAGAUCAGUCGCUCAACGGAAGAGGCUCCCACCGAAGGCUGGUGGCGCUUGGCCAGUGAUUGGCCACCUCCAUUUACUAAAUGCAAGUGAGCCAACUCACAUAACAUUAGCCAAAAUGGCGGAUGCAUAUGGACCAAUGUUCACAUUUAGGUUCGGUAUGAAAAGGGCGUUGAUUGUAAGCAAUUGGGAUCUAGCAAAAGAGAUCUUUACGACAAACGACAGAAUCUUCGCGUCUCGUCCAAAGCUUGUAGCCUCAAAAAUCCUUGCCUAUGACUAUGCCAUGAUGGGAUUCAGCCCGUACAGUCCACACUGGCGCUAUGUACGAAAAAUAGCCACACUCGAACUCCUGACGAACCACCGUGUGGACCAGCUCCAAUACAUAAGAGCAUUUGAGGUCGAGACAUGGAUGGAGGAACUUUAUGAGUUAUGGAGGCUCAAUAACAAAGGUGAAAAAGUGGUGGUGGAAAUGAAAAAGAGAUUGGCAGACGUAACGCUGAAUACAAUGUUCAAGAUGGUGAUUGGGAAGAAAUUUUCCUCUAUGGAGUAUGGUAAUGAAAAGUUUCAAAAGGUGUUGAUAGAGUUCUUUGGAUUGUUUGGUAUAUUUAUUCUAUCGGAUUCGUUUCCAUUUCUGAGUUGGUUAGACUUGGGAGGACAUAAGAAAGUCAUGAAGAAGACAGCCAAAAUAAUGGAUGAGGUGUUUGAUAAAUUCCUCAAAGAGCAUCGGGAGAGGAUAAAUAAUUUUGGUGAACUACCGGCGGCGGAAAAGGACUUCAUGGAUGUUAUGAUUUCUACAGUUGAAGACGAUGGACAACAUUUCAAUUGCCAUGUUGAUACUGUUAUUAAAGCUACAUGCUUGAAUAUGAUAUUAGGUGGAUUUGACACAACAACAGUUACAAUGACAUGGGCUCUUUGUUUACUUCUCAACAAUAAAGAAGCACUCAAGAAGGCUCAAGUUGAAUUAGAUGAACAAGUUGGGAGAGAAAGACAAGUGAAAGAGACGGAUUUGAAAAAUCUACCAUAUCUCCAAGCUAUUGUUAAGGAAACUCUACGAUUGUAUCCUGCUGCACCACUGUUAGUCCCUCAUGAAUCUAUAGAAGAUUGCACAGUUGCUGGCUAUCACAUACCUAAAGGAACACGCCUCAUAGUUAAUGUUCAAAAACUUCAAAGAGAUCCACUUGUUUGGGAGGAUCCAUUUGAAUUUCGACCAGAAAGAUUUUUAACAAGUCAAAAGAAUUUUGAUGUUAGAGGACAAAAUCCCCAAUUCAUACCGUUUGGAAAUGGUCGAAGGAUGUGCCCUGCAAUCUCAUUUGCACUUCAAAUAAUCUAUCUUACACUCUCAAACUUUCUUCAUGGGUUUGAAAUUGAUAGACCAUCAGAAGAACUACUUGACAUGGAAGAGAGUAUUGGAUUGACAAGCCUUAAAAAAACCCCACUCGAAGUUGUUUUAACUCCACGCCUACCUUCACAUCUUUAUGGUUAAUAUUUUUUCUUGUCCUUUUUUUUAAGUUUAAUUUGAUGUAAUAAAAAGAAAAUGGUGGGGUGGGGUAAUAAUUCACCCUUAUUUUAAAUUAUAUCAAGUUUAGUUUUCUUUCA